Hyaloperonospora brassicae is the source of this 369-nucleotide messenger RNA. Lineage: Eukaryota; Oomycota; Peronosporomycetes; Peronosporales; Peronosporaceae. The record is from the annotation of a GenBank genome assembly.
AUGGGGAACGUCUCAGGUAAAGAAUUCGUGUACUCGAGCAACGACUACCAACUCGCCAUUGAGACGUCCAAGGAACUCGAGUACCGGCUGGAACACGAGUUCAACGCCCACGGUCAGGGGCUGCACGAAAUGGUUUCGUCCGUUGAGCGGCUGCUCCCCAUUCCCACAGUGCGCUCGAUCCGCUACGUUGCGACGUUACGCAACAGACUCAUUCACGACCGAGAGACACGAGCGCUGCCCGAUCGACCGCUGUUUAUCCGCAAAUUCGACAACGCAAUGACGGAGCUCAACAUUCUUAUCGACCAGAAGCGACGUGGGAGUUACGCACCUGCUGCUGCUGGUGGUGGUGCUGGAUGUGUCAUCUCUUAG